CGCGAGUAGCUUCUGUCUGACCAAAUCUCCAUCCAAGCAUCAUUCAUUGGUUUUUCGGCCUGGAGUCCAUGUGGCCCGAGCUCAUUUCGAGAUAUGCGAUAGCAACCAACAUUUCCAUCCUUCUCCACUCGCACUCAUGGUCCUCUUGACCCUCACGCCUGCUGCUAAAUCUGCUGUUGACUUGUUCAAUCAGCGAUCUGGCGAGAAGCAUGAUGACUCGUCGAGUGACCCCUCCUUGAGCGAGCCUAGAGUCGGCUCCCCUGUUUCUCACGCCCAGUUGAUCGAGGUUGCCCGCUUCCUGCGUGAAAGCGACGUCCAUAGCAAGGAUGACUAUCGACUUGAUGCGUUGCUCAAGGGAGCGAGCAUCUAUGUGGCCCCACCAAAGCCGAAACCUCAACCAACUGCCGAGUACCUCGCUCUGAUGGCCCGCCUUCGUAGGGAGGAAGAGAACAUUGCAUACCAACGCAUGAUCAAUCCUACAACAUCUAUCCCGGAGCCAUCUCGUAUACGAGUGGAGGACGAAGACGACGAAGUGACGUAUACAGACGUCAAUCGCCAGCUUGCCCUCAUCAUCAACGUCCUCGUCUCUAUCAUCGCUUGUAGUGUCGCCAUAUGGAUUGCCGCUCGUCAUUGGAGCGUACCCCAGAGAAUGGCCCUGAGCAUGUUCGGUAGUGGCACUGUAGCAUUUGCUGAAGUCGCCAUCUACAUGGGCUAUAUCAGACGUAUCAAGGAUGCGAAGCACACUGAGAAGAAGAAGGUCGAAACAAAAGAAGUCGUCGACACGUGGGUCAUUGAGAAGAAGGAUCCGAAGAAAGAACACGAACUUCGGCAGAGGAAAGGUGGUAAGCAUAGGUAAAUCUUAUGCACUAUGUGUUGUCACAUUCCAGACUUGAUUGAGACGUAAAGUGCGUGAUAUGGCCGGGCAGAAUAUAGGUUGAGCUCGAAGCCUACAUCGUUUGUCCAGAACUUGUGACGUGUCAAUGUAUAAACACACGUUGUGAGAUUGUGGAAAGAGGUAAGAUUCACGGAUUUGUGAUUUCGACUCGACGACAGCACCUACCUACACAACAUGUAUCGCAGAUGAGCUUAGCUAAAUACACGACUGAUGGAGCAUAUCUGGACAGGUGAUGCGUCGCUGCAUUCGCAAUCGAUCAUGAGAAAGAUGAGCCGCAUCAAG
This is a messenger RNA of Aureobasidium subglaciale EXF-2481, 1177 nucleotides long. RefSeq lists its product as uncharacterized. The transcript has 2 exons. The record is from RefSeq and is a predicted model, not a curated record. Gene Ontology annotation, biological process: vacuolar proton-transporting V-type ATPase complex assembly. NCBI's taxonomy places the organism in Eukaryota, Fungi, Ascomycota, Dothideomycetes, Dothideales, Saccotheciaceae. Gene Ontology annotation, cellular component: endomembrane system. The coding region runs from base 137 to 856 and encodes 239 amino acids.